GUCUAUUUGAACGGUGAGAAGCGGGCUCGCCUUCAUUCGAGAGGGAAACAAAGAGACCGAGAACAUCUCGCUCCGUUGGAUAGAAAAACUGGAAUAGCGACGUUUUCCGCAACAGGAUAGUUUGACAGUCACCCAAGAUUUUCGACAUGUCUCACAAGCAGAUCUACUACUCUGACAAAUACGACGAUGAAAAGUACGAGUACAGACAUGUAAUGCUACCUAAAGAGAUUGCAAAGCGUGUGCCCAAGACCCAUUUGAUGUCUGAGACCGAGUGGAGGAACCUGGGGGUCCAACAGAGCCAAGGAUGGGUGCAUUAUAUGAUCCACCAGCCAGAGCCGCACAUCCUGCUGUUCCGGCGUCCUUUGCCCACACAGAAGGCAUAAAGGAGAAGAUUCGCCGGGUCCUUGGAAGAUCAGUCUGACGUAUGUGCCACAGAUCAACUCAUCAGGAUUGGGAUCAUGCUGUCAAAUCAUGAUGUCUUGAGUGGUAGGUGACUUGGGAUAUGGGCUGAUCACGUUGGACCUGGAGAAGGACUUUUACAUCUAUGAACAGUGGUUGUGGAAUGGAGUAUGUGCUGAAGGAAAAAAAAAAAAUCACCGCCCUUCUCUUAGGGAAAAGACUUUUACUCACCAGAAACCUUCAAAUCAGCUCGCACUGUCCUUUUGACUUCACUUAUAUGUCAACUUGUUGAGCCUGCUUGGAUAUUCCAGCUUUGUAGAGCAAAGAUGAGUGGAAAUGUUCAAACAUUACAGAAGUGCAUUCUGAGUCAGGUUAGAUCACAGGUCAGACAUAAUAGCUUGAUGAUACAUUUGUCUAAGAAACAACAAACUGCGGUUUAAAGUGACAUGUUGCUGCUUGGUUUAAAUGACACUGUAAAUUGGCAUUUAACAAUUUUUUUCAUGUACAUGGAAGGCCGCAUCUAAAAGCCACUUAGCAUCAAGCUAUGAUCCCCUUUCAUUAUGAGCAUCUUAUAUCAGCUUCGACUUACCUAAAAACAAAUCUCUGUGAUGGAUCUGAUUGUUCUAGUGAGCUGCUCAGUAUUUAUGAAUGUGUUGCCCUAAAUGAAAUAAAUGUUAACUUUUAAAUCUUAUUAGUGUGGAUGUCUGGUUUGACAGUGAUCAAGAUUAACCACCACGUAUGAUUGCAGACAGACGCUCAGAAAUGUUUGAGACAAUGGGAAAGAAAAGGCUGAUGGUUAUGAAGGCAGGGUCAAAGAAUCCAUUACAUUGCUCUUGAAGAACAGAUUAUAAAAAUAAAAUGCUGCGAAGCCAAUUCACUUGGUGUGAAGUAUUUCAAAAGGCACUUGUUUGUAUUCACUUAGUACUGAAUACUUAAUCUCACUCUUUCUUCAUUUUUUACUGUCUCUCUCUUUUCCCACCAUGCACUGGGCUGCUUUUUGACAUUUAGGCUUGAGUAUACGUUGAAAACUUGUUUUGUGAACUUGUGCCUUAUUGUAAGUUUGUGUUUUAGCUCAUUUUGACAGAUCUUACAAUGACGUGUGUAUAAAACAAAAAAAGCCAACUUUCAGAAUGAUUAAAAGACUAAACAUGA
This is a messenger RNA of Notolabrus celidotus (New Zealand spotty), 1551 nucleotides long. It is a transcript of the gene cks1b, whose product is annotated as CDC28 protein kinase regulatory subunit 1B. The transcript has 4 exons. NCBI's taxonomy places the organism in Eukaryota, Metazoa, Chordata, Actinopteri, Labriformes, Labridae. Gene Ontology annotation, cellular component: SCF ubiquitin ligase complex; cyclin-dependent protein kinase holoenzyme complex. Gene Ontology annotation, biological process: regulation of mitotic cell cycle. The coding region runs from base 147 to 383 and encodes 78 amino acids. Gene Ontology annotation, molecular function: cyclin-dependent protein serine/threonine kinase activator activity; histone binding; protein kinase binding. The record is from RefSeq and is a predicted model, not a curated record.